AUGGCUUCAAACAAGCAAAGUGCCACUGUUGGCCCUGAAUUGGCCAGGGUGCUCCCUGUAUUGGACAAACCAUGGUAUCGCACUCCGCACUUGCUGAAGCUCAAUAUCCUUUUGCUUCUUGUGACUUUGUCGGCAACGGGCAUGGGAUUCGACGGGUCAAUGAUGAAUGGAUUGCAGUCCUUGUCGACAUGGACGGACUAUUUUCAUAAUCCGAGUUCUUAUCUGCUGGGCAUCACGAAUGCGGUUCUGAACUUGGGCCCGAUCCUUUUCGGCGGACCCGUUGGGUGGCUUUCUGAUCGAUAUGGACGACGCGUCGCAAUUCAACUUGGCUGCCUCCUGAUCAUAUUGGCUGCAGCAGUACAAACGGCUUCCCAGAACCUCGGCAUGUUUGUGGCUGCUCGAUUUAUCCUUGGAGUUGGAAUUGAGUUUUGCAUCAUCCCUUCUCCAGUUUUGACGACAGAGUUGGCAUACCCUACUCACCGCGCCAAAAUCACAAGUGUGCUUUUCACUUUUUAUUUCAUUGGCUCCAUUCUCUCUAGUUGGACUACCUACGGAACUUAUCGUAUGAGUCAGUCAACUUGGACUUGGCGCAUUCCAUCACUUCUUCAGCUUGCGCUUCCUUCUGUGGAGUUCAUAGGCCUUUUCUGGGUUCCAGAGUCUCCCAGAUGGCUCGUCAGCAAGGGUCGUGUACAAGAAGCUCGCACAAUAUUCGUGAAAUAUCAUGCCAAUGGAGAUGAAUCAUCUUCCUUGGUAGACUUUGAGUUGGAGGAGAUACAUCAGAAUCUGCGAUAUGAAGCCGGUGCAAGCACUUUGGGUUGGAAAGAGGUGUGGAAAACGGCAGCCGAUCGGAAGCGCUUAAUACUAAUGGUGUACUUGUCCUUCAUGACUCAAUGGUGCGGCAAUAAUGUCAUCAGCUAUUAUCUCUCCUUGAUCCUCGACUCGGUUGGAGUGACGUCUUCUGACAGCAAGACUUUGGUCAAUGGCAUCCUACAGAUUGUGAGCUGGAUAGCUGCAGUCAUAGGAAGUAUGCUUGUCGACAGGCUUGGUCGACGGUUCCUUUGGCUGUAUUCAUUGACCGUGAUGAUGUUGUCACUGGCCAUCGCUGUUCUAGCUCUCAUCUUCUUGUUCCAGAUUCACUACUCCUUCGGUAUCACACCUCUCAGUAUGAGUUAUCCUGUCGAGAUCCUUCCCUUCCACAGCCGGCAAAAAGUAAUGAGUCUUUAUUACAUCGGCAAUAGUUGUGCAAAUCUCUUCAACAACUUUGUCACACCAGUGGCCCUCGAUGCGAUUCACUGGAAAUAUUACCUGGUGUUUAUUGUCAUGAUAGCUCAAUUCGUGGUUGUGGUAUACUUUUUCUUCCCAGAAACGCGAGGCUACGGAUUGGAGCAAAUUUCUGGUUUAUUUGAAGGUGAUUCGCUAUUCAUAGGAAAGACCGUGGUGCAACAUUCAGACGAUAGCAUUGAGACUUUGGAGAAGGCUCAAGCGGAGCUCAAAGAUGACAGGGUCGAACAAAUUGAGUCUGUGGUGGCCAUGAACAAGAUAGGCUAA
Talaromyces amestolkiae is the source of this 1548-nucleotide messenger RNA. RefSeq lists its product as uncharacterized. Gene Ontology annotation, molecular function: carbohydrate:proton symporter activity. The record is from RefSeq and is a predicted model, not a curated record. Gene Ontology annotation, biological process: carbohydrate transport; transmembrane transport. Bases 1 to 1548 code for a protein of 515 amino acids. The transcript has 5 exons. NCBI's taxonomy places the organism in Eukaryota, Fungi, Ascomycota, Eurotiomycetes, Eurotiales, Trichocomaceae. Gene Ontology annotation, cellular component: membrane.